Brassica napus (rape) is the source of this 6762-nucleotide messenger RNA. RefSeq names its product CCA tRNA nucleotidyltransferase, mitochondrial. NCBI's taxonomy places the organism in Eukaryota, Viridiplantae, Streptophyta, Magnoliopsida, Brassicales, Brassicaceae. Bases 4874 to 6448 code for a protein of 524 amino acids. Gene Ontology annotation, molecular function: RNA binding; ATP:3'-cytidine-cytidine-tRNA adenylyltransferase activity. Gene Ontology annotation, biological process: tRNA 3'-terminal CCA addition. The transcript has 9 exons. The record is from RefSeq and is a predicted model, not a curated record.
CCUCUAUACAUAUGUCAUUUUAAAAUAACACCCAACUUUUAUAUAUAGUCAAUACAUAUAGAGAUGGCAAUUCAGGGGCUUGCCCGCGGGUCUGGCCCGGAAAUGCCCAUUGCGGAGCGGGAUUGGGUAAAGAUAUUAUGGCCCGUUUAGUUGCGGGUCUUGCGGGACAGGACCGCGAUGGUACUGGGCCGAAGCGGGACGGGCCAAAGCGGGAUGCGGGGAAACAUUGAGGCCCGCUACAGUUUUCUCGUUUGUCUCUUUGGUGAUUUACCGAUAAUAGAGCUAAACGGUGAACAGGUGAUGACGAUAGCGAUUCUUGCUCUCUGUGUUUCUUCUUCUUCGAUCGAGUGAUCGACGACGACAAAGCAUCUUCUUCUUCUCCUCUGUACAGUAGAUCGACUUGCAUGUCCAGAGUUAUUUAGCUCGUGCCUCUCUGUUUACACGAUUUUAGAUUUCUGUUCGUCCUUUCAAAGGUAAGUAGUAAUCUUCUUCCUUGUUCUGUCUCUAUCCCUGUGAAUGUGUUCUGUGAAUCUUCUUAGUUAGAUUAUGUCUCUCUGCGAAAGUAUUUUUUCCUAACAGUGUAAUUAUAUAUAUAUAUAUUGUGUUGUUAUGUUAUGUUUUGUUUAUGUAUUAGAUGGCUUGGUUGUAUAAGCGUUGUUCUCUUUUUGUUCUGCUUACUCUCGGUUGCUAGUUAUUAAUUAAAAAAUUCAACACAACUUUACUCUUGGUUGUUUCUGUAUUGUUCUGUUUUUGUUUCGGUAUUGAUAUAUAUAUAUAUAUAUAUAUUGUGUCGUUCUUCUUUUGUUUCUGUAUUAGAUGGCUUUGUUGUUUUUUAAGUAUUGUUCUGUUUUUGAUUCUUGUUGAUAACACGGUUCAAGCACUCUUGUUAUCUUGUUUGAUAACAGACUGGUCUUCUUUUUUAUUAAAUAUCGCUUACACUUGUUUUGUUUUUCACGCAUGAUCAUGAAUUCAUGAGUCGAUACUUGUUUGAUGGAGUGAUGUUGGACAAGGAGAGGAGAGACUGAUAUUAUUCCCUUCUGCCUUCGGGUUGCUUCAGGACUUGAGGUGACACAGGUCCCAAGCCUUGAUGAAGAUUGCUGGCCCGCGGGCCGACCCGCAUACCCGCUGCUAUAGGGCGGGUCGGGAUUGGUCAUAGGUUUCAGAGACCGCAGCCCGCCGCGGUACGACCCGCAGAGACUCGAAUGAAACUGAGCCCGCGACGGGGCGGGUCAUUUGGUUGCGGGAGAGCCCAAAUGCCAUCACUAGAUACAUAUGUCCAUGUUAUAUACUAGACUAAAUAUUUUCUCUUUUAAAAAUAUAGAAAACAGUUUUUUUAGUCUACAAGCAAAUGUUGUAGAGCAAGUAUGCAUUAUACAAAAUAAUAUAUAUUUAAAAUCCAUACGCAAAAACAUAAAGUUGAUAUAGGCCUCUUUCUGACUCAUGCACACUCCACUAUGAAUAAGAAUUAAAAAAAAAACAGUAUUGUCAUCAAACUUUAUCACAAAUCCACAUUUGUACAUCUAUAAUUUUGAGUUUGACAAUUAGUUAAUUUGAUACAAUACCAAAGCAAGAAUAAUCGAAAAAUAACUAUAACACCGCAUACUAAUAAGUAACACAUAACAAAUAACCAAAUUCUUGAAUCUUAAAACAAAUUUCAACUCGAGUAUUUAGUGAAUAUCAAAUUAACUAAUAUCCCGCCCGUAAGGCGGGCCGACCCUAGUUAGUCAUAAACAAUGGUACUAACCUAAUUCUCUACAUAUACGUUUACUAUAUAUAUAUUAUUCCAUCAUAAUUAUUUUGUGUUAUUAUUAAAUAAUGUCCACUCUAUAUUUAUAUAUAUGGUUACUUGUGAUUUAUUUAAUAGUUAAUACCUUCGGAGACUAUAAACAGAAUACAAUAUCCAUUGUAAAUUUUUUUUAUCUUUUACAGAGAUCAACCAUUAUUUUAUACCAACCUUAUUAACUAAACUGAUUUCAUUAACCACGUUAUAUAUACUAGAGCCGAUGUCCGCGCUUCGCGCGGAUUACAUAUGUAAUUAAAAUAAUAUUUUAUUAAAAUUUGGAGUUUUAGUUUUUGAAAAUGUGAGUUAAAUUUUUUUUUUGGAUGUGAAGACGUAGAAACAAAAUAGUUUGAUAGUAGAAAUAAGUAAUUGUCCAAAGGGAAUAGAAUUCGGUAGAUAACAAAAAAGAAUUAAAAUAAGAUAAGAUGUAGACAAUGUCUGUGAAGUAUAUUAUGAAUGAUUUUGUAGAGCGGCCACUUUCUAUUGCGGGCGGACCUAUAGAUAAAAACAAUUUUGUUAGUACAUCUUAAUUAUUGAGUUUGAAGAGUUUCGGGUGGGCAGACUUACUGGUAGUUUGCAUCUUAUGGUAUAGAAAGUUGUUUAAGAUUUCGGGAAGUCUGCUCUGGGUGAUCAUCGGAUCGUGAUUCUGGAGGAGAGAGAAAGGAAUUUAGUAUUUUUGUAUAAAGUUGUAUAUUGGGUUGCAAAUAAUAUUAGAUUACCUGGUAGGUGCGAUAGACCGUUGUAUAUUUCUUUGUGGACAAUGUUUUUAACCCUUCCUAUCUUUUGAUCCUUUCCUUAUAUAAUUUUGAGGCCUGACUUGGUAGUAACUCGGGAAAGACCAACAUAGAGCUGUUCAUGGGUGAAAACGGGCUGUGGCAAAUACAGUACGACACCUUUCAAACUCUGACCCUGACUUUUGUUAAUUGUCAUUGCGUAACAUAGCCUGAUUGGAAAUUGCCGCAGAUGGAGCUGUUCGGGAAUAAGUAGAAUAAGUAAAUGAAAUUAUUUUGUUGGAGCAAGUAGUCGAGACAUGUCUCUAUUAUAUUUGGGCUUUUAAUAAUUGAAAAAUAUAGAACAUUGCUGGAUUAAGUGAUUUAAUUUUGUGUAUACCUUUCACUUUAUUCCGUACUCCUAGUGGACGUCCGCGUUUACGUUUCGUUGUGUUCGAACUUGAUGACUUUGAUAUUGGUAAGAAAAAUAUUACUAAUAAAUUAAGUUAUGAUUAUAACAAAUAAAAUUUAAUAAGAUGUCAAAUAAUUCGAGACUAUGACUUUCCUUGUUUUAAUAUAUGUGAAUUUCCAUAAUAAGAUGUCAAAUGAUUUAAUAUCAGUUUUUUUUUUGUUUUAAAAUAUUAAGUAAGUUUAAACAUUCAAUUAACAUCUGAGGGUUUGGAUUUUAAGAUCUGAGGUACGGGUAUGGAUUUUACGAUCUGAGGUAAAGGUAUAAAUAGGGAUCUAGAUAUCAUUGAGACGGAGAGGGUAUGUGGAAGGUCUGUGGGGAUCAUGAAUGGAGGAUUUAUGAGAGCACAUUGAAGUACCAUCACUCUCAUCGGAGGCGUUAUGGAGGAUGAGUUGGAGAAGAGGAAGAGAAUUGCGAAACAGAGCGAGACGCCGCUUAGGAAUAGGGAUGAUGAUUUCAGACGAAGGGCGAUAUAACCCGAACCGUAAGAGCGGUCUCUGGAUUUGUCUGGGAGUUGGGCUUAAUGAGCUGUGACACAAAAUACAUAUGAAGAGAGGCAGGGAGAUGAGGCUAUGGACUGGGCCGUGAUGAUUUUGUUUUUUUUUUAAUUUCAAGCCCACUUCGUUAUGACCUGGCAUAUUGGUUGGUCCUGAUUAUUUUGCCCAUGUGGAUAGUCUUAGGAAGCUAGAAUUUAGCUUCUUUUAUAUAGUGGGAUGAACACUUCAACAUUAUCAUUCACAAACUAAACAAUGUUUGUCACAACUUAAUAUUCCAAAUUGGUUGUAUUAUUUAAUACCAAACCAAUUCCUAUACGAAUCCAUAGAUAUGAUUAUGGUCUACAUAAAACCGGUUCAAUAUUUUCAUCUGCUAUAUUUUUAGAAAAUGGCUAUUUAUCUUUGGUUCUGUUAAAUAUUUAGUCUAACCAAUUAUAAAUCGGUUAGUGAUAACUUCUAAAAACUUUGAAAACACAUUGUUAUUUAUUAACACUACAUCGAUACUUUAAAAUAGGUUAGCAGUAGAACUGUGUUUUAGAACAAAAUCUACUUAUUUUAAAAGAUAAUAUUAUUUUGAAAAUAGUUUUGAUACUAUGUGUUAUAUUAAACAUAGUUAUAUAUAUAUUUGAAAUAAAUAAUUAUAUACAUAAAUUAAACUUUUGGUUAUCUAAAUUAUUUAGCAACCAAAUAAAAAUAUUCGGGUAAUUCAAGUUUUGGGGUUAUCCGGUUUAUAAAUAGUAUUAUUUUAGGAUAUUUGGUUAUUUAAAAUUGAAUGUAAUUAAUAUUUUUAAAUAUAUAAUUUUUAUUUGAAAAUUCAGGUACUCAUUUGGUUCUCGGUUCGGUUUCAAUUUUUCAGUCAUAGAUAUAUGAUUUGCUCUAUUAUUUAUGCAAUUCAGUUUAAUUUUGGUUUUUCAGUUUGGUACGGUUUGGUCCGUGGUUUUGAAUAAAUGUGCUCAAACUUAAACAUUAUCUUAUAUAAAAAUUCGUUUAAAAUAUAUUUAAUUACAAAAACAAAUCUGCGCUUUUCAAAAUCUAGUUCAAUCAAUUAAAGUUUAGAAUUUUUUUAUUACUAGUUGAAUGCUAGAUAAUUUAUAUAUUUAAUGAUUCGUUUUGAAAAGUAAAUAAUUUGCUUAAUUUUUGUACUUUUACUAAAAUAACUUAUAUAUUUGGAAAGAGAGAUACUUAUUUUAUUGAAUAAUAAAUAUAAAUUGCCGAAAAUUGGAAUUAAGGAAAAGGAAAAAGAAAAAAAGAAAAAAGAGUAAAGAAGACAGAAAUAUAUAAAGGAAGUUUGGAUAGAUACGUCCCAGUGGUUUCAUUCAUAUUCAUAGGACCCUUCCGUAAACCCUAGCCUCUCCGCCAAGCUGUAGUGUUUUGUUUUGUAAUAGAUCGAACGUCGUCUGUAUAGUGAUAAUCAUCUCCGAUGACAAACGUCGAGCUAAGAGAACGGAUCCACGUUACUGAGAACGAACGGGAAGUUUUCGAUCUGCUUCUCCGUGCCGUCGGCAGUUUCAGUCCGGAAACGAAGCUUCGCGUAGCCGGUGGUUGGGUCCGCGAUAAGCUUCUGGGAAAAGAAUCUAAUGAUAUUGACCUCGCAAUCGAGAAGAUGUUGGCAAGAAAAUUUUUUUACAAGCUCAACUAUUACUUACGUUCUCAAGGGGAGGACAAAGUACAAGGCCACGUCAUUAAAAGUAAACCGACAAAUGAUAAUAGACGACCAGUGGAGACAGUGAAGAUGCAUAUUUAUAACCAUUCGAUAGAUCUUGUACACUUGAGAUCUGAAACACACGAAGGAAAUAGUCGCAAUCCUGUUAAAGUGGGUUUUGCCACCCCAGAAAAGGACGCUUAUAGGAGAGACUUGACUAUAAAUAGCUUAUUCUACAACCUUCACACUGGCUUAGUAGAAGAUUAUACAGGAAGAGGUAUCGUUGACCUUAAGUCUAGAAGAAUUGCCACUCCAUUGCCUGCCCGAGUUAGUUUAUUGGAUGAUCCCCUGCGAGUUCUUCGUGCUAUACGCUUUGGUGCAAGGUUUGGCUUUACGCUGGAUGAAGAACUUAAAGAAGCUGCCUCCAGUGAGGAACUUCAGGUAGCCCUUGCAGUUAAAAUCAGCAAAGAGCGUAUCGGGAACGAAAUCGAUUUGAUGAUAUCUGGGAACGAUCCAGUACAAGCAGUAACCUAUCUCUCGGAUUUGAAACUAUUUGAACUCGUCUUUGCACUGCCCUCGUCGUCUGAGCCCGCCCCGUCUGAGAACUGUAGCAGCCUCUGCCUAGCCUACUUGGAAGCUAUGUGGAACCUCAUUCGAACCCCUGGGCUCGGAAACUUCAGCGGUGAACAAAGAAGGCAUGCUCUAUAUGCGGCUCUGUUUCUCCCGUUUAGGAAAAUGGUUUACAAGGACACCAAGGGGAAAUUGGUUCCCGUAGUCAACUACAUUUUCAAAGUCUCCAUGAAGCGAAAGAGCAAGGACGCUGAAACAGUUGUCAACAUACACCGCGCCACGGGGAGAUUCCUAUCGUUGAUUCUUCAUCUUCAGUUGAAGAAGAAUGACGUUUCACAAGUGGACAAACGUGAGUGGGGCACUGAUGUAUUCGAGCACUUGGAACUCAUCUCUCGAAAUGAUCCGGAGUUGCCGGCUACAUCGAAAACAAGAGUACUCGCAGGGUUUCUUCUUAGAGAUAUCAAAGACUUGUGGCGUCUUGCUCUCUUAGUAUCACUAUUGCUGUGUACGGAUGACGACAUGAAUUUGGGUUUCCAAGUUGACAAGAAAAGAGAGGUUUAUCUAACAAUUCAGGGCACUAUUAUUCGUGAGAUGGGUCUUGAUACUAUCUGGGAUCUAAAACCUCUGGUGGGUGGAAGUGAUAUCGUUAAAGCUCUACAACUUAGAGACAAUAGAGGACCUAUCAUUAGGGAAUGGCAACAUAUAUUGCUGACAUGGCAGCUAGCUUAUCCCAAAGGAAUGCCGCUCAGACAGGAAUGGGUAAAACGAAGGAAGGUAGCGUGACUUUUGGGAUUAGGUUAAAACGAUUUCGCACUUCUUUUUUUUCUCUUACAAUCAUUACUAAAUAUUAUUUGUGAAAUAACAACAUAUCUGUGUUUUUGUUCGUCACUACUUCAUCUUCUCUUCUCGCCUCUCCGCUCCUUUUGGUCUUGAAAACGUUUUUCACUAAUCACUAUAUUUGAAUCUCAAAAAAUAUACUGAUCGUACUCGCCCAAGGUCAGUCAUCUUUCAACUUUUUUUAGCAUAUACAUGCCCACAAAUAUUGAUGCAGCAUAUGAGUAUAUAUAUAUAUUUUGAUUAUUAUAAUUAUUUGUAUA